AUCUAGCGAUGCACGACGAAUUUAAUCGGUCGCGAAAACAGAGCUCCCAACUCCCAACUCUCGCUGAUUCAGUGUUUCGUGUAUUAGCUCGAAUGAAGCUAAUGGAGGACGGGAAGAUGUUUCGAUAGAAUAUAGAAUAUGCUAUCGGAGAUACAUCUGUCGUAUACGUGAAGUGAAGCGCAUUUUUUUUCACCCAUGUCCGUCGUUCCAACAGAACAAUAACUCUCGCAGAACUUGCAAGAACAAUCUCUCCUAAAUGGGGAAGGUUAAAAAGAGGCCAGAAUUGCUCCAUUGUGGCAAAUCGCGCAAUAUAUUGCGCAAUUUGAUGCUGAGAGAUUUCGGAUUACACACAACUCAUAAAACUAGUACACGUGAAUUGGAGCCAAUAGCUGAAGCAAACCUAGUGCUAAAAGAUCAUAAAGAAUUGAAAUGUAGUUUACCUGGUGUUCCUAGAGCCACAUUUUUGAUGGUUUUCAGUCCUGAUGGGACUAUGGUGGCAUCUACACAUGGGAAUCACAAUGUUUAUAUCACGGAAAUUUCAACGGGAAGAAACAUUAAAAUUCUGUCUGGACAUCCACGUACUCCGUGGUGCAUAGCUUUCCAUCCAUCUUCCAAUCAAAUCUUAGCAUCUGGCUGCUUGGGAGGUCAAGUUCGUGUGUGGGAUUUAAGCGGUGGUAGCGAAAUUUGGAAUGCUGAUAGUCAUACCGUAAUCGCUUCACUUGCAUUCCAUCCAUUUGAAAGAUUAUUAGUUAUAGCGACAUACAAUGAAAUUCAUUUCUGGGAUUGGAGUAAAUCUCAACCUUUCGCUGUAGCUGCUACAAAGACUGAUAAGGAAAAAGUGAGAUAUGUAGCUUUUGACAAUUUAGGAAGAAAACUAAUCACAGGAAUUGCAAAUACACCACAAGUUCAACCACAAUGGGAUCGGGCUCCUGUAGGACAAUUACUUAGAACUAGUUUGGUGAAUUUUAGGUAUCAGCCGCGAGAAGGCUUUCCGGAUGUUGAGCUUUCACCUUGGCACAUGUGGAAUCAUAGCUCUAUAUACGGAAGAGGAUCGACGGAUAAUCACACCCCAGAUAGGGCUUCCCGUGCGUAUCUGUUUAUGCGCAGAGGUCACGAAAUGUCUAGCUUCUCGCGAUUUGCCAAUCAUCAACAGUUCAGGAACAGUACACGGCAGGAAGAGGCGCGGUUUCAACGGCGACGUAAUCUAUCCGAAGGUACAAUGUCUAUGUUACGAUGGCCCUCGUGCCAUCGUAGAUGCAACGAUAGACAUCAUGAGCUAGUACGACAACUUAGAACCGCUAUAUCGUUUCGUAACAAUGCUCAAUCUGCAAGUACUCCAUCUGGUACUGUAACAAUUGAGAUUCGUCGUAAUAGUUUUCUGCCUUACGAUGUAGAACUGAAUCAAACUAACGAAGCUACAUCUUCACCGAAUAUCACGAGAAAUCCUCCUCGCCCGCCCGGGAAUCCGACGAAUGCGGACAAUGUCGAAAACAGAUCAGCGGACGACAGCAACGACGACGAUUUUCCGAAUAGUUCAAUGAGGAGUCGCGAUCGAGAACCUAACGCGACAAAUACUUCUCACCUCAGGGACACAUUAUACGAGCGAUUGAACAACGUGUGGGACGAAAGAAUGCGCGGAAGGAGUGUUCAAGAUCCGGAAAGGAGGAUCAAUUUAUGCUACAGAAAUCUCGUUGAUCAGUAUGUGACGCUCGUAAGACGAUACUUUGACAUUUCCAGAAACAGAGAUACGAUCGAUCGUGGCACAGACCCUAUGGAUAUGCCAGAAACAUCCGCAAAUUCGGAAGAGUCUAAUAAUAACAGAAACGAAUCAUCGGCGGCGACUGAAUCGUCUAUACGAAGAUUAAGAAAUGAAUUGAACUCCAGCGCCCAAGCGAAUAAUACGAAUCUCGAGAGGCAUUUACAACGAUACCAGCGAUUAUUGAUGGAACGUUGCGAGCAAGAGGAGAUCGGAACCACCCUUCAUAAUUUAAGGGAGGCUCUGAAUGCCGCUGCCGAGAAUAAUAGUUCGUGCUUGGUGCGAUUGCAGAAAUUGCGAGAGAGAUUACAACGGCAAACAACAACUUUAUUCGAGUAUUCCAACAAUCGUAAUACUCGUCUCCAGUUACUUCGCAAUGCUCUCAACGACGAGAUCGAAGCGCUUAAUAAUAUGGAGGCGCAAUUUACUAAUACAAGUUCCAGGAUCGAACGAUUGCGAGACGAAUUCGCGAUGUAUGGUUUUCUGCCGCGAAAUCGUCACAUCGCGACUGAUCCUUCGCAGGUGAAUUUAAGCGAUGCCGAAUGGAGAGCACUUACGCAAAACGACGGACAAUUACCUAGCACCAGUUCCGCAUCAUCAAGGAUACACGAAUCUGCUGUAUUUCCUAGCACAAGUUAUGUCGGAGAAAAUGAAGAAAACGGCGCAAUAUGGCCCGAAAGUGCGAAUAGUAGGGAGAACACGAAUACAUUGUCGAGAAAUACGGGGAGAGCCAUGAGAAGACGAUUCGACGCCACAAACAUAGAGGACGAACCGCCGAGGCGACGAAAGCGCAAAUUAGGACCAAUAAUGUUACCAUCCUAUAUCGGAGAUAGUUCAUCUUCGAGCGACGAAAGCUAUCCGCAAGCAUCGACAUCCCAUAAUGGUGCGUCUAAUUUUACAGUUUCAAGUCAUUCAGCGUUUCAGCCAAACGUACCUAAAUCCACUACGCAACGAGCAAACUCGCAGAAUCAAGAAGCGCCAGCUAGUUCUCCCAGAUUAAAUGAAAGUGACAGGAACAGAUUCCCUGAUAAUUUAAAUAACGAAUCAGACGGAAAUAAUAUUCAAAAUAGAACAUCAAGAAACAUACAAAAUUUGCAAGAAAUGUCGAGAUCUCAAGAAUUCAGUAGUAGAAAUACACUCAGGAAAAUGCUGGAUGCUCUCCAGCGAAAUUUACACGCCGAUCGGAUAGAAAACAACAACACUGGGCAACAAGUAUCUUUGGAUGAUUCGGAGAAUGGAUAUUGGCUCCUUGAAGAGAACAGUAAUUCGGAUUCAAAUUUGGACGAUACAAAUUCCAAUAGCAACUCAAACUCUCGUCGAUGGACCAGCCGAUGGAUACAGUUGGAUAAUUCGAGCAGAAACUCGGAAUACACCAACGACUUACCAAACGAGCGAACUCAAUCGAGAUCUUUAUCGGAAAAUGGGGAUCAGAAUUUUAACGAUAGACAUAGAGAUCAAAGAAAUCACCUGUUAUCGCCUGUAUCUGCAAAUCCUACUCGCUACGAACAACCGCCGUUGUUUCCGUUUAGAAGUUUGCGAGAAAACCAAUCACAGAGAAUGGAACAAAAUCAAAUACCCUCCGGCAACGGUUCUAACAGUGCUCACUCGCAAAUGUCUAAUUCAAACGUAGCGGAUACAGUAGAAUUAACGGAAAGCGUCAACGAUCCUGUUACAGUAAGAAUCACUGACGCAACUAAUCGCGAGAGCAAUCGAUCGACGGGAAUCGAUAGGCAACAACAGCAGCAAAAUCAGGAUCAACGAAAUAUAGAUGACGCAAAUCUUGAUUCUAGCGAUAUAGAUCCAAUAAUACUCGGUGCCGGCAAUAUAGAUCCGAGAGAAAGUUCACUAGGAGUUCGGCAAGGAAUUCAAUUGCUUAGUCGUCAUAUUGACAACAUGCAUCGUUUGUGCCGAGCGCGGUUAGAGAUAGUUCAGUUGUGUCAAGUGCGCAAAAUGUGGGAAGAUCUACAACGACAAAUACGAUCGUUACACGUGACAGUUCGCAUAGAAAGGCAGAACAGUGAUCAAACUGAGGCGCAAAGAGACAAUCCUGGUCCAUCAACUUCGGCUGCGAGUUCAUCGAACGAAUCUGCAAAGAAUUUUAAGAAAGCUCUUCUGGAGAAUUAUCAGAGAGAGAACAGCGAGAACGAUCGCGACACGAGAUCGUACAUAGAUCAGAAUCAACCGUCAACUUCGAGGGGAAUAACCGAUCUCGAUGAAAAUUACGAGGAUGAGCCCACGUUGUCCGUCAAUCGUAACAUCGAGGAGAGCACGACCAAUAUAAGUCUCUCGAAUCUGUUGCCGAGUGACACCGAAUUACGACGGAUGCAGCGUCUCAAACUGAACGAGAUGCUGGACGGCUUGUACGCACGGCUGACGUCACGCUGUCAGAAUUGUGAUUCUCGCGUCGCCAAUGUCGCGCCGCGAGCGAAAAAUGACGAUCAUACAUAUGCCAAUUUAACAUCCGACGGCGACGUGCAGUUACCCAGUAUGUCCAGCGUUGUAUCGAAUAUCGGAGCUAACUCGAAUUUACCGGCCGUUACUGCGAUAACGACAACAACAGAACCGUUACCAAGCAUUUCGAGUUUCGGCAGUAGUAUCGAUCGCGCCAGUCCCAGCAGAUCGACCCAAGUAUCGGACACGAAUGCUAAUUACACCGCGAUGGGCGAAGCAACCGCUAACAAUAACAACAAUAAUGGCAGCAAUGAUGAUAUCACCGUCGAUUCCCUUUUGCAAGAUUCAGCGAACCAAGAUGGAGCGAACUCAGCUUUUCCAUCGUCGCUCGAAUCAUCUGCUAAUAAUUGUAAUAGACAACGUAGUAAACAGACAACUCUCAGACGUUUAAAGUUGCAUCGAGACAGACUCGUGAGACAAAAUCUUAGAACUCAGUCCAAUAAUCCGUUUCGUCAUUGCAAGAUGAAGAAUCUCAGAAGACCAUGGAUUUUACGUAGAAAUACAUUCCAGUGUAAUAGCAGCAAUAACAACGACUGUUUAGAUGUGGAUAUAGAUAGAACACGAAGCUCGAACACAUCCGAGUAUUUACAAAAGAUGAUUCUACGACUAGAAACGUUGGUCCGACAGCAGAGAGCCUUAGCUCGGAAUAGCAAUACCAAUAGAGGAUCUGACGGUGAUAAUCGUCGAUCAGAAGCUAGUAGGGACAACGAUAAUCGAGAAAUGGAAGAGAUUCGUGAAGCUACAAGAUUGAGAGCUAGACAAGUCCUUGGCUUGAUGGUGAGAUCCCUGAUCCAAUUCUUCGAAGUAACAAGAUCAGGAAAUGGCUCCCAAAGCAAUGUUCUCUAUGAACAAAUGUAUAAACUGUAUGUGCUGUUACAUUUGGCGCUGGAACUAACAGACUUAUUGCUAGCACAAUUAGUGAUAACAAGACGCGAACUGGAAUCUAGUCAAUAUAGAUCUUUCACUACCGAUUUGUCGGUCGACAACCAGAAUGAGGGAACGCGUAAUAAUAGCGUCGAUAGUAGUCUGCAGACAGAGAAUGAUCGCGAUAAUGACAUGCUGAGGCAUAUAAAUCUGUAUAGAGAGUGCGUCUCGUCGAAUUUUCGCCCUAUGCCCUGUACAUCUAGCGUGGACUCCGUGGAGGAUCUUUUCUCGAUAAACAGAAAUAGACGUGAUCUUACCCAAGAAGUGAGGCAACAAUUGAUGCAAGUGUUUCGCCAGAGAAGACAAAACAUUAAUAAUAAUUCGUCCGAGAGCCAAAGUGAUCCGGUAGUAGCUGUACCUAGCAGCGACAAUAGCGAUGAUAUCAAUUACGACGAUAACGCUCAAAGCGAAGAUAAUCGGCAUUCGACUUCCGAGCACGCUUUGUCAGCAGAGGUGCAGAGUAUCGUGGAAAGAAUCCAGAGUAGCAGCUCAAUUGACAAUGAUGAGGUCAGAACGGGAAAUGAGAAUCGAAUGAUCGAUGCUGCACAUCAUUCGCGCGAAUCGCGAAAUUUGAACGACAGCUAUCUAAUUCGGAAUUACAGAAAUGCUACAGUAUCCGAACCGGCAAUGAGAAGACGCGCUGAUGAAUCGAGAAACUCUCAAGAAAGGAAUACCGGUCAUUCCAACGUAAGUUGGAGAAGUUAUGUUUAUUCGUCGGGAGACGAACAAAGCAACAUCAGAUCGCCGCAACAGAGACGUCGAACUCGACUCGUAGACACGACCACGGGUGUACUUCGACGAGAAUUCAACGUGCCCGAAUUGCAAGUGAACAGCGUACCGGUGAAUGAUUUCGACAAUUUAUCCGGUAAUCCUCGAAGAAGACACAACACACCGCCGAUUCUGCAGUCGCAUAUGAUUCCUCCAUACUUAAUCAAUAAUUUCCUCUACAACAAUAAUGACACCAGAAACAAUGAUCGGACAAACGAAUCGACAGUACAAUCUGGACCAGGUUGGGCUGGAUUGUCGAACAAUAGCAGAAAUAGGGUAUUGGCGUUUUGGCGCAAUCGAUUUGGGCCUGUUUUUAUACCUCGUUAUUCCGAACUCACGGCUAAUGGAGGAUCACGGAUUGGAGAAGGUACUAGUGGCAAUCCUGGGGGUGGCGGUGGUGGCGGCGACGAUGGAACUGGUGGUGGAGGAACAGGGGGAAGAGAAGGAGAGGGAGGACAAGAUCCUGCAAACGAUAACGAAUAUUUGGACAUUGAACAUAUACCAGUGGGCAUGCCGUUCAAUUCAGCGUUGGAAGUGCAGAGUUAUCGAGUACAAGCCUGGGAUUUUUCUAAUGGUGAUAUACCUGAUAUUACGGACCCUGACAAAAACGUCGUGGUGCGCGAGUGUAGAAUUCAUAAUGAUGCCUGUAUUGAUAUAUCUGCAGAUGGAAAGUUGCUAGCGACUCUUUUGCCAUCUGGUCGUAUAAAUGUGACUACCAUGUUAGGUAUUUACAGCCUGCAAUGGGAAACACUGGGAGAAAGGAUUUAUUCGACGAAAAUUGAUCAAACGGUAGUAUCUGUCUCGAUGUCACCAACGCAACAGCAUCUCUUAGUAGGUUUGUCACGCAGGGUUCAUAUCCCUGCCAGGCCGUUUCCGAUGGCUCUAAUCUAUAAGUUAAAGGAAAAACAGCCUGACGACGAGAAAAAUGUUUCAUCGACGGAUUCGACUGUCGAAUCUGCAUACGAUUCCUCUGACGAGAUUCUCGACGAUAAUAUUUCUACGAAUAAUACCCCCCGACGAAACAACAACAAUGUUACACCCAGCGGUUACAGGCCGCACGUUCAAGACUGGCGAAUACGAAUGAGAACCGAACUGGACAUUAAACGUAACAGAGAAAGUAUGGUACUUAUUCGGGAAUUGUUGCAAAGCAGCCGGGAAACCUCUGGCUACAUCAGUCUAAACUGCAUUAGAUGGGCACCGCAGCCGGGUCAAGGGAUGAUCUAUGCCACAAGUAGCGGACAGCUAAAUAUUUUACAAUGAUUCCGUGUGCGCUCAUAGUAGACAGAGACGAAAGUAAACGUUCUCUUCGUAUUAUAACGAUGCUUACCAUAAAUGUCAUACACGUAAGACAUAAUGCAGUAUCGCGGUUCACACUAAACUUCUUUUCGGUAGACUGUAAGAAAAAAGUAUAGAUAUAAUGCGUGACGAACGAUAAUAACGACAUUUUUAUUAUCAAUUGAUUAUCAAAUCUGGUGGAUAGCACGAUGAUAAAUAUCAAACUACAAUGAUCUAUGAUAUUUAUAUUUAAUUCUUUGUCACAGAUUGCUUUUUUUAUAUUCAAAGCAAGUAUAUAAAAAAUGCAAGAUGUAGAUAUAAUAAUAUAUAUUUGAUUAAUGUAUUAUUGUAUAGUUUAUCUAUAUUAUUAUUAUUCUAUCUAAUAUUAUUAUGCAGUUUUUCUAUUCAUAUAUAAUUUAAAAAGACUUUGCAUUGUUUCUGUUAGAUUAAACCUGUAAUACAAGUUAUCUUUCUUUCUAUGAAAGCUUCUAUUGGAUCAUAUAGUACGAAAAUAGAACUGAUAUAAAUUAUGGGUUAUAUGCAUUGUACACAGUAUCAAGAUAUAUAUUUACUGAUCGACGAACGCGCCCUAAUGCCGUCAAAUAAAUCAUUCAAAAUGCA
Messenger RNA from Formica exsecta, 7795 nucleotides. RefSeq lists its product as uncharacterized. The transcript has 19 exons. The record is from RefSeq and is a predicted model, not a curated record. Bases 257 to 7159 code for a protein of 2300 amino acids. Gene Ontology annotation, molecular function: protein binding. NCBI's taxonomy places the organism in Eukaryota, Metazoa, Arthropoda, Insecta, Hymenoptera, Formicidae. Gene Ontology annotation, cellular component: intracellular membrane-bounded organelle. Gene Ontology annotation, biological process: autophagy.